Molecule: messenger RNA, 2782 nt
Organism: Xenopus laevis (African clawed frog)
Lineage: Eukaryota; Metazoa; Chordata; Amphibia; Anura; Pipidae
Gene: stub1.L
Product: STIP1 homology and U-box containing protein 1, E3 ubiquitin protein ligase L homeolog
Exons: 7
Coding region: 810-1739 (309 amino acids)
Biological process (GO): cellular response to misfolded protein; positive regulation of proteolysis; signal transduction
Cellular component (GO): ubiquitin ligase complex; nucleus; mitochondrion
Molecular function (GO): ubiquitin protein ligase activity; ubiquitin-protein transferase activity; protein-folding chaperone binding
Source: RefSeq, a predicted model, not a curated record
AGCGACCAGCUAGUGACUGUAGAUGGCAGACCGGAAGUUCCGGCUGUUGGUGGCAGCAGCUGUCUGUGUUUAGGAUUUUGGCCUGGAGCUGUGUCAGUGUAGCGGCCUAUGAGCGGGGCCUGGAAACGCAACGACGGUGGACUGUUGUGGGCGGCGACAACAGGGCUGGUUUUCGGCCGGGAUGUGUGUGGGCAGUAGGGCCGGUGCUUAGAGUUUGGCCUCAUGUUAUUAAGAGCAGCUUGAGGGGAUCUCUAGUGGGGCCUGUGCUUGUGGAUUCAGACUUUAACCAGACAGAUUACAAGGGCUCUGUCAGAUUAACCUGUAACUGUCAGGGAGGAUAGAAGAUCCUUCAUUAAUUUGCAUGUGUAUUACUGUAAGCAUAGGAUUGAUCUGUUGGUGCUAGAGGCUUUAUAAGGCCCCUAAUUAAUUUGUAUGUGUAUUACUGUACCUUGAGAAUAAGCCGUGAGUGCAGAGGGCUUCAGUUAAUAGUUAUAUAGUGAAACACUUGGUUCUUAUUAAGUAUUUGGUUAUAGGGGUUCUUCUGUUCGUUUGCGUGGGAUACACAGAGACACUAUCGAGCCAUUGAGUUAACACUUGAAUACAACGUUUGGAUGUUUCCGCCAACAACAAAGGCUUAACUAGAUAUUUGGAGAUUAGUCUUUUCUAUUUGAUUUUGGGGCAAGACCCCAAUUUUUUUUUUAAAUAUAAUUACUGGGUCCCCUUGAUCAAGGGGUCCCUCGCCAUCAGUGAAAUUGGGGGUGGCACCAAGCAUCCCGAGGAUUGGAGGGGUGACUGCGGGAGGCCCUGGGAUGAAAGGAAAGGAGGAGGGUGGUGGAGGACGCCCCUCGGGGGUCAGUGGGGGAUCUGGAGGAACAGGGGGUAGCCCUGAGAAUGUCAGCGCUCAAGAACUUAAAGAACAAGGUAACAGACUGUUUGUGGCCCGGAAAUACCAAGAAGCGGUGUCCUGUUAUAGCAAGGCCAUUACCCGAAACUCCUCCGUUGCUGUGUAUUACACUAACCGGGCGUUAUGCUACGUGAAGAUGCAGCAGCUGGACAAGGCCCUGGCAGACUGCAAACAUGCCUUAGAGUUGGACUGUCAGUCGGUGAAAGCCCACUUCUUCCUGGGACAGUGUCAGAUGGAACUAGAGAAUUAUGAUGAAGCCAUUGCCAAUCUACAGAGAGCAUAUAACCUGGCCAAGGAGCAGAGGCUGAACUUUGGAGAUGAUAUCCCCAGCGCCCUGCGAAUUGCCAAGAAGAAACGUUGGAACAGCAUAGAGGAGAGACGGAUUAACCAGGAGAACGAGCUGCACUCCCAUCUCACCAAACUCAUCCUGGCCGAGAAAGAGAGAGAACUUGAAGAAGCAAAGCGAAAACACCAAGAGGAUAGCGUAGAGGAGAGUAGAGGUCGAGCCCUGUUGUCUAGUGUGGCCUCAAAACAUGACAAGUAUCUUGCUGACAUGGAGGAACUUUUCUCUCAAGUGGAUGAAAAGAGAAAGAAGCGAGACAUCCCGGAUUAUCUGUGCGGCAAAAUCAGUUUUGAGCUCAUGAGGGAACCCUGCAUAACACCCAGUGGAAUCACGUACGAUAGGAAAGACAUCGAGGAGCAUCUCCAGAGAGUCGGGCACUUUGACCCAGUGACUAGAAGCCCUUUGACUCAAGACCAGCUCAUUCCCAACCUGGCCAUGAAAGAAGUUAUCGACACGUUCAUAUGUGAGAAUGGCUGGGUGGAGGACUAUUGAUCGUGGCGAAGACUAUCCGUGGCCUGGCAUUGCUAUUAGAGUCGUACUCCUCUUGUGUCGCAGACUGUGCCUGUCCAGCCUUACGCCUUACUCAUCUCCCUUACGUGUCUGAGCCCUCUGCCAGAAGCCUAGUCUCUUCUAUUCUAGAACCCAAGUCUGUGGCCCUUUCUCUUUCGGAUAUCAGAACUUCUCCGUCUCUUGUUUGUGUGCAUUUCCCAGAUUCGCGAAUACGGUAACCUUCUAGUGAGUGGAACGCCUGCCUGCUUUGACUUCCUCUUUCAUUUCCUUUUCACUUCUCCUUGGAGGACCCUACUCAGCAAUGGAGUCUUUUAUAGCCGUGAGGUUUAAGGGCUGCAGAACUAUGUUCUGGUGAUUAGCAACCCAGCAUGCACUCUGCCAGUCGUCAUGUCCCACCCAGAAGUAUUUCGUUCUAUUCGGAGACUGUGCUACUACGGCAAGAGAACAAGCCCAGCGUAAAUUCUUCUGUAUGCCAAUAUUUUACCCUUUGGAUUCAACUCAAGGGUCUGGUGUGUUCUUAUCUAGCUGCUCGACCGUGGUGUUCAGCAUCGGAGUUUGUUUUUGAAGUCCUCACAUUGCUUUGGUUCGUCUGCUCUAGAGCAGUUGAUCUAUAAAUUAAGAAACAGCAGCCCAUGAUGGCAGGACACAGAGCAGCACCGCAGAACCUUCAGUGUGAGCUUUGGUAUAGCGAAUGGCUAUGAAUGAAGAGACCUGGCUAAUGACAAAUGGCAGCUGACUAAGUGCAGGAAGAAGUGCAAUGCAUGAAACACAUGAAACCUUUAGAUCAUUAGUCCUAAAGCUGAAGAUGGAACUUGGACCUAACUAGACCCGACACAUACAUACGCCAAGGCACAUCUGCAGCAAUGAAUGUAACCACCCUGGGGAUUUGAACUCCUUUGCUUUACUCUGUACAUAGUCCAUGUAAAUAUGUUUGUGUCUCUUGAUAUGUGUGUGUAUGUGGCCAUUGAGGAGUGUGGCAGCCCCUCCGUGAAUACAGGUGCAUACAUUAAAGGAGUUCCGCUGUA